Messenger RNA from Dovyalis caffra, 1380 nucleotides. Lineage: Eukaryota; Viridiplantae; Streptophyta; Magnoliopsida; Malpighiales; Salicaceae. The record is from the annotation of a GenBank genome assembly.
AUGGCUGAUGAACUAGAUCAAGAAUCCAGAAAGGUUCAACUUCAAUACCCAAUGGAGCCAGCUGAAUACAUAAUCUUGGAUGAGAUUGGUGGUGGUUGUGGUGCCACAGUUCACAAAGCAAUUUGUGUCCACUAUGACGCUAGGCAAGCAAGUUUGAUUGCAAUCAAACGCAUUGAUUUUGAACAAUAUUCUCCAGCCGAUUUUGAUAGUCUCAGACGUGAAACCAUGACCAUGUCACUGCACUCACGCCCUAAAGUUCUUGCACCCCAUUGUUCUUUCGUUGAUGAGCCAUGCAUUGCUAUAGUUCUCAAAGAAACCCUAAAGGGAUUGCGUUAUCUUCAUGAUCAAGGCCAUUUACACACAGACAUCAAGGAAGGCAACAUUCUUUUAUAUCACACAGAUAAUGGCAGCAUAAAACUUGAAGAUUCUGGCAUGCCGGUCUCGAUUUACGACUCAAGUAGCAUUGUGAAAUCAUCUUCAUUGUCUUCCGCAUCAAGAAUGAGGUUAACUGAUGUUGCAGGGACCCCAUAUUGGAUGGCAUCAGAGGUUAUACAAGACUUAGCUACAGGUUAUAGUUUCAAGUCUGAUAUAUGUUCUUUUGGUAUUACUGCAUUGGAAUUAGCCCAUGGUGGGCCUCCUUUCUCUCACCUGAUUCCUUCUUCAAAGUCUUUGAUCAUUAAGAUAAAGCAGAGGUUUGGGUUCUCUGAUUAUGAUCAUGAUGAGAAGCACAAGAAAGAUUUCAAGAACAAGAAGUUUUCUAAAGAAUUCAAAGAUAUGGUUGCUUCUUGUCUUGAUCCAUACCCUUCAAGGAGACCUUCUGCUGAUCAGAUUUUCCAUGGGUUGCCUAACGUUGAAAAAAGAUUCCAAGAAGCCAAGGCUUUACAUUACGGGACAUCAAGCCAGAUGACUGCUGGUACUGAUAUUGUAUCAGUGGGUCCAAGUGUGAAGACUAGAAGGAUCAGUGGCUGGAAAUUCAAUGAUGGUGAAUUCCCGCUUGACCCAGAAUUCUGUACCGAGUCAGAAGACGAUGCAGUUCACAUUGGGUUCAGCAAGUCGUCAAGAGGGUCUGGAGACUUGAAGGGUUUAGUUGGAGAUCAAGAUCAUACUGGUACAAACAGGAGUGGAACAGCAGGAAUUGUUGGGGGCUUUAAUCAAAAGACAGAACUGUUAGAGAAUCUAGUGGCAAGAGAGAGGAGAUUGGAUGAGCAGAGAAGGCAAGUAGUAAAUAUGAUGGUUCAGUUUGGAGGAGAGGCUGAUAGAGAGGAACAAAUGGUGCAAAGGAUUGAAAGUCUGAUGGAGGAGUUACACUUUGAGAAGGAAAAGAACUUGAAGUUGAAGAUGAAAUUGGAAAGUAUCAACACUGAUUUCUGGUCCCUUUAA